AUGGUAUAUGUGGAUGAUAUAUCUUUAGCUGGAGAUAAUGGUCAAGUGAUAGCAGACCUGGAAGCCUUUUUAGAUCAGCAGUUCAGAAUCAAAGAUCGUAGUUCUGUCCACUAUUUUCUUGGUCUUGAGGUUUCUCUGGUAGAAGGUGGUUAUGUAGUCCAUCAACAUAAGUAUACAACUGACCUUCUAUCUGAAUUUCAUUGUCUGGAUGCUAAGCCUGUCACCACUCCUCUUGUUCCCCAGAACAAGCUUCAUAUUGACUCUAGUGAUCCUAUUUCUGAUCCUUCUACCUAUAGAAGGUUGAUUGGCAAGUUGAACUUCUUGCAGCACACCAAGCCUGACAUCUCCUUCUUUGUUCAACAUUUGAGUGAGUUCCUGGGUAUCUUACUUAGCAGCUCUUCUGAUUUCACUCUAAAGGCUUAUUCUGAUUCAGAUUGGGCUGCCUGCCCUAUUUCAAGGAGAUCUGUUACCGGAUAUUUUAUUCUUCUUGGUGAUUCUCAUGUUUCUUGGAAAUCCAAGAAGCAUCCUACUGUUUCGUUAAGCUCUGCUGAAGCUGAAUAUAGAGAAUUGAAACAUGUGGUUGCUGAGGUUUCUUGGCUGCUUAGGCUUCUUGCUAAUGUGGGUUUGUCUAUUACUUCUCUUGUUUCUGUUUUUUGUGAUAGUCAGGUUGCUGUGCAUAUUACUAGAAAUUCAGUUUUUCAUGAGCGCACCAAACACAUUGAAGUGGAUUGUCAUUAUGUUGGGGAUGUUCUUUCUUCUGGUGUGAUUUCUCUUCACCAUGUGCACACUUAUGCCCAACUAGCUGAUAUGCUUACGAAGGCCUUAACAGGUGUUCCUCAUCACAAACUUUUAUGCAAGCUUGGUUUUCACUCACCCUCAAGCUUUAGGGGGGUGGGGGUGGGGUGGUAG
Messenger RNA from Nicotiana tabacum (common tobacco), 909 nucleotides. The record is from RefSeq and is a predicted model, not a curated record. NCBI's taxonomy places the organism in Eukaryota, Viridiplantae, Streptophyta, Magnoliopsida, Solanales, Solanaceae.